AAUAAAAAUUAAUGUGAUAUUUUCUUUUGCUCAAGUGGUCGUCAAUAAUUCUGAGGACAAAUAUGUAUAAAUUAGAGAACUUAUUUCAUUAACAGGUCUCAGCCAGGCACUUAACUACUGAAUGUUGACUCAGGGGGAAAAAAAAAAAGCCAACAAACAAGGCUGCAGAGCUGUGUUCAGGAUACUGGACUUUAACUCUCUGACUGCAGAUAAUACUACUACAGCGAGCUGACCUGCAAGAUGGAUCUUUGAGAUCAAAGGCUACAAAUUAUGAUGUUUGCCUUUUAAGAAGUAAAUGCUACUCUGACUUUCUUAGUUUGCACAUUUCAACUGGAAGCCACAACAUGGAUUCAUGGUAUCUGCCUUGGUUUCUGUUCUUUGCCAUUCUCUUCCUGGUUCCUGGCUUGCCAACUCCGGAAAACUUUGUUAAAGAUGUAGAUGGUGGAAUUGAUCAAGAUAUAUUUGAUAUCAAUGAAGAUUUGGGGCUGGAUCUAUUUGAGGGAGACAUCAGACUUGAUGGGGCACAAGAUAGAAAUUCCAUCAUUGGAGAAAAAUACAGAUGGCCUCAUACCAUCCCAUAUGUUCUAGAAGAUAGCUUGGAAAUGAAUGCUAAGGGAGUUAUCCUUAACGCAUUUGAACGCUAUCGCCUAAAAACAUGCAUUGACUUCAAGCCUUGGACUGGAGAAGCUAACUAUAUAUCAGUGUUCAAGGGCAGUGGCUGCUGGUCUUCAGUGGGCAACAUGCAUGUUGGGAAGCAAGAACUCUCCAUCGGGGAGAACUGUGACCGAAUAGCGACAGUUCAACACGAGUUCCUCCACGCCCUGGGGUUCUGGCAUGAGCAGUCUCGUUCCGAUCGGGAUGACUACGUCAUGAUAAUGUGGGACAGGAUUCUGUCAGGCAGAGAGCACAAUUUUAACACCUACGAUGACCAAGAAUCAGACUCCUUGAAUGUUCCCUAUGAUUACACGUCAGUAAUGCACUACAGUAAGACGGCUUUCCAAAAUGGAACAGAACCAACAAUUGUAACACGAAUCUCAGACUUCAUGGAUGUGAUCGGCCAGCGAAUGGAUUUCAGCGACUAUGAUCUCUUAAAGUUGAAUCGACUGUAUAAUUGCUCCUCUUCCUUGAGCUUUCUGGACUCGUGCAACUUUGAACUGGAAAACGUGUGCGGUAUGAUUCAAAGUUCAGGUGACAGUGCUGACUGGCAACGGACUUCCCAGGUCCCCAGGGGCCCAGAGAGCGAUCACUCCAACAUGGGCCAGUGCAAAGGUUCUGGUUUCUUCAUGCAUUUCAACAGUAGCUCUGUAAGUGUGGGGGCCACAGCAGUACUGGAAAGUAGAACAUUCUACCCUAAAAGAGGAUUUCAGUGCUUGCAGUUUUAUUUAUAUAACAGUGGAAGUGAAAACGACCAACUGAACAUCUACAUCAGGGAGUAUUCUGCAGACAACGUGAAUGGUACUCUAACGCUUGUGGAAGAAAUAAAAGAUAUACCCAUUGGAAGCUGGCAACUUUACCAUGUGACAUUGAAAGUGACCAACAAAUUUAGAGUGGUGUUUGGAGGGGUCAGAGGCACUGGUGCAUCAUUGGGUGGCCUGUCUCUUGAUGACAUCAAUCUUUCAGAAACACAGUGCCCUCAUCAUAUCUGGCAUAUAAAGAAUUUCACACAGAUUAUUGGCAGCUCGAAUGAAACUAUAUAUAGCCCCCCAUUUUAUUCUUCUAAAGGUUAUGCCUUCCAGAUUCAGUUGAAUCUGAAUCAUUCAACUAACGCAGGAAUAUAUUUCCACUUGAUCUCUGGAGCCAAUGAUGAUCAAUUACAAUGGCCAUGUCCUUGGCAACAAGCCACGAUGACACUCUUGGAUCAAAAUCCUGACAUUCGACAGCGUAUGUCCAACCAGCGGAGUAUAACUACAGACCCAUUUAUGACCACCGAUAAUGGAAACUAUUUUUGGGACAGGCCAUCCAAAGUGGGAUUAGUGGCUUUUUUCCCUAAUGGAACGGAGUUUAGAAGAGGUAUGGGCUUUGGAACCGCUGCCUUUAUAACCUACAAGAGGCUGAAAAGCAGAGAUUUUAUAAAAGGAGAUGAUGUUUAUAUCCUACUGACCGUGGAAGACAUAUCCCACCUUAAUUCUACACAAAUUCCACCAAUCCCAACCUCUAACAUCAAUGACCUCUGCACAAACUUCAAAUGUGAGAACGACGGCAUCUGCGUUGUCCGAAAUGGCAAGGCCGAGUGCAGGUGUCUGUCAGGGGAAGACUGGUGGUUCCUGGGCGAAAGGUGCGAGAGGAGAGGCUCCACCCAGGAUACCAUUGUCAUCGCUGCAUCUUCUACCGUUGCUGUGUUUGCCCUGAUGCUGAUAGUCACCCUCGUCAGUGUCUAUUGUACCAGGAAGAGAUAUCGUAGGAGGACAACUUCAAAUACAACAGACAUGACUCUGGAAAAUCAGCAUGCAUUUUGAAGAUUAACUCAACAAUAUGGCCAGCAAAUGAAAUUACAAAGGAUUCUUCAUCACGGAUUUCACCUAGAAUAUAUUACAACUGCCUUGUUCUUCUGUAAAUGGAUCUUCUCUGUAAAUAGCUGGACAUACUAUAAAUCACUAUUUUGUUAAAAGUCUAA
Felis catus (domestic cat) is the source of this 2614-nucleotide messenger RNA. RefSeq names its product meprin A subunit beta (gene MEP1B). Gene Ontology annotation, cellular component: membrane. The coding region runs from base 345 to 2456 and encodes 703 amino acids. The record is from RefSeq and is a predicted model, not a curated record. NCBI's taxonomy places the organism in Eukaryota, Metazoa, Chordata, Mammalia, Carnivora, Felidae. Gene Ontology annotation, molecular function: zinc ion binding; metalloendopeptidase activity; protein binding. The transcript has 15 exons. Gene Ontology annotation, biological process: proteolysis.